UUGUCAUGUGUUGUCAACUGUGAUGAACGCUGGUCACCCUACAGUGCGCAUGGUUUGUUUACAUUUUAACUCGUGCUCCCCGGUGUAGUGCGUUCGGUGGCUUCUCUGUUGGAAAAUCGGAAAAUUUGCGUGGUGCGCUCACGGUUAACCUGGUUCUUAAUAGCUUUUCAUCUAGUUUUCAAGUGAUUCUACAGACAGUGAUAAAGGCAAACCUUUCCCACUGAAUCCGGCACAGUUUUUCCAUGUGAAGGAUAAAGGGCAACUCACACCGCCUUCUCUUCAACAAAAAGGUGUUCGGUGUUUUAUUGUGUUAAAAUUACUUGUAUCUCAUUGUAAUCAGUAACUAAAAGUGUUUAAAACAGUUUCAUAUUCUAUUAUUCAUUACGUUUACUGCGUGUACGAGCGCGAGGUGAUAUUUUUCGACGAACUACGCGUAGUGUUUUGUGUGCAAAGUGACGGCUACUUGUGUCCGAGCUUGCGUACAGUAAACAUUUUGAAUACAACCAACUUGAACGAAGCGCACGUGGUCUAUCUGUGUUUCGUUUUUUCAUCCAACGUGCAUGAACCAACACUGUCCGCAACGUGUGAUUGAUAUACAUUUUUCCCACCGGACUUCUUUUCGGCUGGAAGACCUACAUCAAUACUGAGCACGGUGAAAUUAAACGGACUCUUAGUCGGAUCAUCUAAACAGCUUUAAAUAGACAAAAAAAAACAACGACCAGUAGCGAUGGUAACAAGUAACGACAGUAACGUAGUAACACCGGCAGAACCAGCCACUAGCCAGGACCAAUCAACUACUGCAAUGGACAGUAUCGCGACCACCAGUCUUGCCGGAGCAGCCCAACCAACCCGCAAGCUGGGCGGGUUUGAAUUUUACGAGAAAAUUCUUCACUCACCACGGUACGUGGUGGCACCGAUGGUGGACGCCAGUGAGUUGGCCUGGCGUUUGCUCAGCCGACGACACGGUGCACAGCUCUGCUAUUCGCCCAUGUUCCACAGCAGCUGCUUCACGAAGGAUCCCAAGUAUCGGAAAGAUUCGCUACAAACCUGUCCGGAAGAUCGGCCACUGAUUAUACAGUUCUGCGGUAACGAUCCGAAGGUACUGCUAGAAGCGGGCCUGCUCGCACAGGAUCACUGUGAUGCGAUCGAUAUUAACCUCGGCUGUCCGCAGGCCAUCGCUAAGCGGGGUCACUAUGGUGCCUUUCUGCAGGACGAGUGGGACCUGCUGCGAGAGAUAGUAAGCACCCUGCAUCGUAAUCUGGCCAUCCCGGUCACGUGCAAGAUACGCAUCUUCGAGGAUAUGGCAAAAACAAUUCGAUACGCCCGAAUGCUGCAGGACGCCGGUGCCCAGAUACUGACCGUGCAUGGACGGACGCGCGAACAGAAAGGGCCGCUGACGGGAUUGGCGGACUGGAAGUACGUGAGCAUUCUGCGGCAGCAGUUAAACAUACCGAUCUUCUCGAACGGCAAUAUCAUGGCAGUGCAGGACGUCGAACGGUGCAUCGCAGAAACGGGCGUAAACGGGGUGAUGACGGCCGAGGGCAAUCUGCACAAUCCUGCCCUGUUCGAGGGUGUGAAUCCGACCUCCUGGAGCAUGGCUCACGAGUAUCUGGAUCUGGUCGAACAGUAUCCGGCACCAAUUUCCUACAUCCGGGGGCAUCUGUUUAAGAUGUUUCAUCAUCUAAUGCACUUGAAAUCGAAUGCCGCCCUACGGGAGAAACUGGCCGGUAGCCAUUCAGUGGCCGAAUUCCGCUCCGUCGUAAUCCAGCUCGAGCAAAAGUAUCUGCCGUACCACGAGGGAAAGCAACUGUGGAUGGGUGAAGAUGAAAACGAGGAAGAACACGACCAAGCGCCAGAAGGCAAAGCACCCCAAACGAUCAAACAGGAUCAUAAUUUACACCUUCCACCGUGGCUCUGUCAACCGUACAUGCGUGCCCCACCGGAAGUGCAUCGACAAAAGCUCGAAGAAGCGCAUCGACUAGCGAACGAUCCGACCCGCGAAAAGCGUCAAUUUUUCGACGCACACGGUAACGAGAUUUCACGCAAACGCAUGAAAAAGAUGCGCCGUGUACAGCGUCGCCCGAAAAAUAAGAACCGUGCGCAGAAGCGUGCCUCAAACAGUGGUGCCGCAGGUGAAUCCACGCAGGACAAUGAUUCAGAUGAUGGAGAGGAAGACGAGGAAGAAGAAGGACAGCAGCAAGCGAACGGGUCGAAAGUGGUAGAAAACAUUGUACGGAUGAAUAUUUCCAUUGCCGAUACGAACGGACGGCGACGACGGUUUGAUGAGCUGUGCCACAAUGAUUCGCCGAAUUGUACGAACCCGAUGGGUAUGAAAUGUGAACACCAACUGUGCCGAACUUGCUGCAAAAGCAAAUGUUACCGGGAGAAUAGAGAUUGCGUUGGACAUAAGAUUCGCAUCAAAUCGAGACGCGAGAAAGCGAUCGCCUUGACACUGGCUGAACAGGUAGCGAAGGAAAAGCGAAUCGAACCCACCGCAUUAUCGGACGGUGUAGAAAUGACACCGGUUAAUACAGUUUCCGACGAUCAAAGCUGAUCGGCUAAAUGACGCACGAUGAUGCAGGUGAAAAAGUAAUGAUGGACAGUUUAUGUAAGUAAAUGGGAUGCGUUUAUUUGGUGAAGGACCAAUAAAUAUUUGUCUGAAAUA
Molecule: messenger RNA, 2665 nt
Organism: Anopheles funestus (African malaria mosquito)
Lineage: Eukaryota; Metazoa; Arthropoda; Insecta; Diptera; Culicidae
Gene: Dus1
Product: tRNA-dihydrouridine(16/17) synthase [NAD(P)(+)]-like
Exons: 7
Coding region: 728-2554 (608 amino acids)
Biological process (GO): tRNA processing
Molecular function (GO): tRNA dihydrouridine synthase activity; flavin adenine dinucleotide binding
Source: RefSeq, a predicted model, not a curated record